AAGACAGUGGAGGACAAGUUAAAGGAUAUAACGGGCAAGGAGGCAGCGCUUUGGGCCGUAUCUAGAACUCAGGAUAACCAGGUCUAUCUGCGUACUCACCUCACGCAGCCACCGCACACAGUGUUCCUCGACCAUCGAGCACAUGUGCAUUGCUGGGAGUCAGGAGCCCCUCCAGUCAUGUCUCAAGCUUCUGCAAUAACAGUUUAUGAAAAUAACGGUGUCCAUUUGAUGCUGGAGGAUGUGGAAGGAAAUAUGAUCGCUGAUGAA
Exophiala aquamarina CBS 119918 is the source of this 267-nucleotide messenger RNA. RefSeq names its product threonine aldolase. The annotation marks the transcript as partial. The record is from RefSeq and is a predicted model, not a curated record. Lineage: Eukaryota; Fungi; Ascomycota; Eurotiomycetes; Chaetothyriales; Herpotrichiellaceae. The transcript has a single exon. Gene Ontology annotation, biological process: glycine biosynthetic process; L-threonine catabolic process. Gene Ontology annotation, molecular function: L-allo-threonine aldolase activity. Gene Ontology annotation, cellular component: cytosol.